Messenger RNA from Nelumbo nucifera (sacred lotus), 1154 nucleotides. Its product is annotated as partner of Y14 and mago-like. Gene Ontology annotation, molecular function: RNA binding. NCBI's taxonomy places the organism in Eukaryota, Viridiplantae, Streptophyta, Magnoliopsida, Proteales, Nelumbonaceae. Gene Ontology annotation, cellular component: cytoplasm; exon-exon junction complex. The record is from RefSeq and is a predicted model, not a curated record. Gene Ontology annotation, biological process: exon-exon junction complex disassembly.
UGUAAGUGGCUCUCCAAGUCAGCUCUCCUUCUUUCACCCUCUGUCACUCCCCUCAAACAUACUAGCACGACAAGAGCAGCAAAAAUCAUCAAAAACACAGGAAGAGAGAGAGAGAGAGAGAGAGAGAGAGGAAAAUCAAUUAAUCAAAGAAACCCAAGUUCCAUUUCUUCUCCUUGGUUCCGACGUUUCUUUCAUUUCGAGCUCGUUGAGGGAGCCUUCGUUUUUGUGAUUUCAAAGACAUUCUUUAAUGGCUUCCACUGGAGGAACAGAAGACGAACUACCGAAACAGCAACUGGCUCUUCUGGGAAAACCCUUAAAAGAAGGGGAGAGAAUUUUGGCGCCAACGAGGAGACCAGACGGUACUUUGAGGAAAGCCAUUCGGAUUAGGGCAGGCUACAUCCCUCAAGAUGAAGUUGCAAUCUACCAAUCCAAAGGUGCUCUGUUUAGGAAAAGCAUGGCCACGCCGGAGGUCCCGCCGGGUUAUGACCCGGUUUUGGAUGCUAAGCCGAAGACAAAGGCGGCUAAGCGGAAUGAGAGAAAGAAGGAGAAGAAGCACCAGGCUGCUCUUGAGAAGGAAAAGCAUGUAACUUUGAAGACCGAGGUGGAGAAGAAAACUGGAGAGGUGCUUCCUUCUGAGGAUUUGAAUGACAGACCUGAAGCUGUUGAAUUGGCAGCAAAUCAAAUUAACAUGCUAUCUGUUUCAGAAAACUCUCCAGCAAUGUCUCCUGCAGAUUCAGUGGAGAGCUUAAAUCCAGGGUGUCCUGGUCCAGAUCUUGAUAAAAGAAUUCGGGCACUAAAAAAGAAGAUUCGAUUCACAGAAGCUCAACAGCAGAAAACUGACCAGAAGGAUAUGAAUCCCGAGCAGUUAGAGAAGGUGGCAAAAUUGGAAGGUUGGCGUCAAGAGCUAAGGCUUCUGGAGGAGAGGAAGGCCGAGUUUGAAGUAUCAUGAGGUGAGGAACACGGUGGCAUCAGAAAACUGUGCAGUAUUUCUUCUGUGGAUUGGUUCUAAUCUUGUUGGGCAUUUAGAGAGCACUUUUGGUCUUGUAUGGUUUUGAACAAGGAGACCCUAGGAUGAUCAACAUUUGGCGCUUGCGAACAAAUAUGGUAUUCAUUUUCCAGCAUUAAGACUUCUACCAUUUCCAUUUUUUUGUUCA